UCCAGUCCCCCACCCACUUCCUUUCGGCUUUCCUAUAUAUGAUCAGCGGCGCCUAGGCACUGCCAAUCCUUAGCUGAGCGGCACUGAACACGAUCGACUUCCAUUUAUCGACAGGAAUAAAUUACAAUCAUGGCUAAGUUCUCUGCUGUUCUCAUGAUGGCGCUCCUUGCGCUCUCCGCUGCGCAGUUCAAGAAGGAGUGCAAGGAUCCCAAGAAAAUGCUCUUGGCUAUGUAUGGAAUCAUAUGUGACACUGACAACUGCGGUGCAAAUGCCCAGUACUGCAUGGACUUGAUGGAACCACCUAUUGACCUCUGCAAUGCAAAGGAGCAAUGCAAGCAGGAAAUGCUAGGUUCCGGACCACCUCGUUUCCCGCCCUUCUUCAACGGAGGAGAAGGAAAAUUCGGUCCAAUGUUUGGAAUGAUCAAGGAAUGCGUCGCUAAAAAGAUCCAGGAGAGCGUAGGAGUCGAAUACCUGGAGAACAACCGAGAGAACAACACCAUUAACUAUCUGAACGCCUUGGCGAUGAAGAAGCCAGAAUUCCCAGAGGGGCUCAAAACGGCGCUCCUGGAUGCUGCCUCCAGCGAGAAGUGUGGAGCUGCUAGUGCCCCCAGCGAUGCUGCCCCUGGAGACGAGAUGAUGGACGACCUGAAGUACAGAGUAUGCAUUCUCAAAGCUUGUGUUACUGCCAAGGCUAACAUGUAGAAGUAGAGAGGUGGGAACCUUCGCUAUUCAAGUCCUCAACAGUUCGUCUGUGAAUCUCCAACGUUUAAGCACUGAAGGUCCAAACAAUAUGUCAAUAUUAAAUAGUGACCCGCUAGGACUGAUAUUUCUUUGAGGUCACUAGUUUUAUGAUAUCUACAGUCUUUUGUUUAUGUUUUUAAGGUCAUUCCAACAGGCCGCUAAGGUGGACACAUACCGGGUUAAAACCCUUCGGGGUCACACUGUAGGAAAGAUUCAAUUUUUUUAUAUGCCCAAAUGUUACCUCUGUUUGAAAAAUAUCUAAUUUUCUAAAUCUCUGCAGCAGUUCAUCCUUAAUGUAAAAACAAAAUUAUUACUUCAUUCUGACCAAAGUACUCCUUCAACUCAUGUUCUGUCAACCACUUACAAAAACGAUGAAGCGAAACUGCAUUUUCGAAUUGCAACUUUACUGAAUAAUCUCAGACUUAUUUGUUUAAAAUCUAGCAAGUUUUGCUUCGAGGUAACUUUUGAGAGUAAACCGUUUUCACCUAAUAUUUCUCAAACUUAUAUUGAAAUUUUAAUUAGAAGUAUAUUCAACUUGAAUACUUACAAAUAUUUACUAUUGUCUUUGAAGAAGAAUGCACGCAUUGCAAAUGAUUAAUUUCCAACAAUGCAACACAGAUAAAUAUAUUAUAUUACCUAGAAUAAAAUUCAUUGCCUUUA
Messenger RNA from Macrobrachium nipponense, 1401 nucleotides. RefSeq lists its product as uncharacterized. The record is from RefSeq and is a predicted model, not a curated record. Bases 130 to 702 code for a protein of 190 amino acids. The transcript has 6 exons. Lineage: Eukaryota; Metazoa; Arthropoda; Malacostraca; Decapoda; Palaemonidae.